CGGAGCGCGCGCGCCGUGGCGGGAAUUUCGCCUGUUUGAGAUUUAGAUCCCACGCACUCGCUGGCUAUGGUCGGGAUCGCGGGAGGCAGACCUCCGGGACUGGGAUGGUGAACAGGAGUCUCUUCACGACGUCUCUUUGGUGCCCUUAAUGAUAAUCAUAGUGAACCCCAAACAUUUCAGAACAUGAAGUAAACAAUGGAAAACUCUUCUGCUGCAUCGACGUUUAUGACUGACAGUUUAGAGCUGGAGCUGGGGACAGAAUGGUGUAAACCCCCUUUCUUUUCUUGUGCGGUUGACGACAGAGGAGGAAAAAAUUUUUCUGGCGAGUCCCACCUCUGCAGCGGAGCCCUUAAACGAUUAAUAUUGAAUCUUGAUCCUUUACCAACUAAUUUUGAAGAGGAUACAGUGGAAAUAUUUGGCAUUCGUUGGGUUACUGAAACAGCAUUAGUGAAUUCGUCUAGAGAGCUCUUUCAUUUACUCAGGCAACAACUGUACAACUUGGAAACUUUGUUACAGGCCAACUGUGAUUUUGGGAAGAUAUCAACUCUACACUGCAAAGCAGAUACUAUUAGGCAGCAAUGCGUGAUAUUUCUCCAUUAUAUUAAAGUUUUCAUCUUCAGGUACUUGAAAGUACAAAAUGGUGAGAGUCACGUUCCUGUCCAUCCCUAUGAGGCUCUGGAGGGUCAGCUCCCCUCAGCGUUGGUUGAUGAGCUUCGUGGGUUACUCUUGUAUAUUGGACAUCUGUCUGACCUUCCCAGUAUUAACAUAGGACCAUUUGUAAAUCAAAACCACACUAAGCUUUUCCCACCAUCCUGGCAUUUAUUACAUCUUCACUUAGAUAUCCACUGGCUGGUGUUAGAAAUUCUUCACAUGCUGGGAGAAAAAUUGAAGCAAGUUAUAUUUGGUCAUCAGUUUAUGAAUCUGGCAGGAGACAAUUUAACCAAUGUUAGCCUGUUUGAAGAACAUUGUGAAAAUCUGCUGUGUGAUUUAAUAAACUUGUCCCUCAACAGGUAUGACAAGGUCAGACCUUCUGAAUCAUUAAUGAAUCACCAUUGCCCAUGUCUGUGUAUUAAAGAGUUAUGGGUCCUACUCAUUCAUCUUCUAAACCACAGAAGUAAAUGGUCUUUCUCGGAAUCAUUUUGGAACUGGUUGAGUAAACUACUUAAAACACUCUUUGAAAAAUCCAGUGACCAGAGAAGACCCUCUGUGCCUGUCAUCCAGUCCAGGGACCCAUUAGGUUUUAGCUGGUGGAUUGUUACUCAUGUGGCAUCAUUUUACCAGUUUGAUCACCAUGGAGUACAAGAUGAAAUGAGACAAAUGGAAUCAAAUUGGAAGUUUAUAGAAGAGCUGCUGAAAAAGUCCAUCAGUAUUCAGGAUGGUAUACUAGAAGAACAAUUACGAAUGUAUCUUCACUGUUGUUUGACACUUUGUGAUUUUUGGGAGCCGAAUGUUACAAUUGUCACAAUUUUAUGGGAAUAUUAUAGUAAGAACCUGAAUAGUUCCUUCAGCAUUUCUUGGCUUCCUUUGAAAGGGCUUUCUAAUAUCGUAAAGUCACCCUCAUCAAUGCUUGAAAUGGUUAAGACUUGCUGUUUUGAUAAACAGGACCACAACCUGUAUAAAUCUAGCAGUAGUUUUACCAUUUUCCUUUGCAUUUUGGCAAAAGUUGUUAAAAAAGCAAUGAAGAACAAUGGCCCUCAUCCUUGGAAACAAGUGAAAGGAAGAAUAUAUUCUAAAUUCCAUCAAAAAAGAAUGGAAGAACUAACUGAAGUUGGUUUACAGAACUUUUUCAGCCUCUUUCUGCUAUUAGCAGCUGUCGCAGAGGUGGAAGACGUAGCAAGUCAUGUCUUAGACCUCCUGAGUUUCCUGAAGCCUGUCUUUAUGACAUCCCAGAGAGCCCUUGUUUGGAAAGGUCAGAUGGCCUUCCUUUUGAUGUAUGCCCAGAAAAAUCUGGACAUUGGCGUUUUGGCUGAAAAAUUUUCACAUGCCUUCCGGGAGAAAGCAAAGGAAUUCUUGGUGUCAAAAAAUGAUGAAGUGGUACAGAGACAGACUUGCUGGACACUUCUUUCCAUCUACAUUGAUGGUGUCCAAGAAGUGUUUGAGACCAGCUAUUGCUUAUAUCCUUCCCAUGAAAAACUGCUUAAUGAUGGAUUUAGUAUGCUUCUGCCAGCUUGUCAAGAAUCUCAACUUAGGACCGUACUGAACUUUCUACAAGCUAUUAUGGCCAGAAUAAGGAGUAUGCAUCAACAUCUGUGUCAGGAACUUCAAAGGGACAAUGUCGACCUAACUGUGCAGUCUUCAUUGUCAGCUAAAGAGCGCCACCUUGCUGCGAUCGCCGGUGCAUUAUGGAGACAUUUCUUUUCAUUUUUGAAGAGUCAGAGAAUGUCACAGGCAGUGCCUCCCUCACAACUUGCAGAUGCAGCUGCAGAUUUCACUUUGCUGGCGAUGGACAUGCCAGGCACAGCUCCAUCAGAUCUUCAACCUCAGCCGGUUAUAUCAAUAAUCCAACUUUUUGGUUGGGAUGAUAUCAUCUGGCCCCAAGUUGUAGCAAGAUAUUUAAGUCAUUUUCUACAAAAUAGCACAUUAUGUGAAACAGUUUCCAAUUCCGGCUAUGUAUCUUUUCAAGCCUUAACCAUAAGAUCUUGGAUCCGUUGUGUUUUGCAAAUGUACAUAAAAAACUUCUCUGGGCCUGAUGAUUUGUUCAUUGAAAAGAAUCUUGAGCAGGUAGUUGAAAAACAAUACAUGAAACAGUUGACUGAACUGACAAAGUUACUAUUUAAACUAUCAGAAGUAAAGAGUAUUUUCUCAAAGGCUCACUCUGAAUAUUUACCCAUACCAGAAGACCCUAAAAAAGCACUUAUUCUCUUCCUUGAGGCUGUUGGUGUAACUUACAGCAAUCUCCAGACACUUUCUGAUAAAUCUGCCAUGGUCACAAAAUCCUUAGAAUACCUUGGUGAAAUAUUAAAAUAUAUAAAACCUUACUUGGGAAAAAAAAUUUCCAGUGCAGGGCUGCAGCUGACUUACGGAGUGAUGGGAAUUCUUGUUAAAUCUUGGGCACAAAUCUUUGCCACCUCUAAAGCCCAAAAAUUACUAUUCCGGAUCAUCGAUUGUUUAUUGCUACCACACACAGUGUUACAGCAAGAGAAGGAACUGCCUGCACCUAUGUUGACCGCGAUUCAGAAGAGUCUCCCUUUUUAUCUCCAGGGCAUGUGUAUCGUGUGUUGUCAGUCUCAAAAUCCAAAUGCCUAUUUGAAUCAAUUGUUAGGAAAUGUUAUUGAGCAAUAUAUUGGGCGGUUUCUUCCAGCUUCACCAUAUGCUUCAGAUCUUGGACAGCAUCCUGUUUUGUUGGCAUUGAGAAACUCAGCCACCACUCCACCAAUACUGUCUCUAAAGAAAUGCAUUGUGCAAGUCAUAAGGAAAUCAUACUUUGAGUAUAAAGGGUCCUCACCUCCUCCUCGCUUAGCAUCAGUUCUGGCCUUCAUUCUCCAGCUCUUCAAGGAAACUGAUACAGACAUUUCUGAAGUUGAACUCCUCCUCCCUGGCAUUUUUAAAUGCUUGGUGUUGGUCAGUGAACCCCAAGUUAAAAGGCUGGCCACAGAGAACCUGCAGCACAUGGUAAAAGCCUGCCAAGCAAGGUCAGGAGCAGAGCCCCGGCUGACUUCUGUGUUUAGGCAAUUUAUCCAGGAUUAUGGUAUGAAAUAUGAUUAUCAAGUCUACAGCAUUUUAGAAACAGUAGCAACAUUGGAUCAGCAGGUUGUCAUCCACUUGAUUCCUACCCUCACUCAAUCUCUGAAGGAUUCAGAGCGGAAAUGGGGUCUUGGCAGAAAUACUGCACAAAGGGACACCUAUAGAAAACUUUUAUCUCACCUAGGACAAGUGGGACAAGAUGAGAUGCAAAAACUAGAAAAUGAUAAUACCUGAUACAUUUCGUGAUUCAUCUUCUCUACUGAUUAUCACUAAAGCCACUUUGCACCACUUUAACUCCUAUUUUUAAUAAAUUGUAUAAUCUGGUAAAAACAA
Messenger RNA from Nycticebus coucang (slow loris), 4017 nucleotides. RefSeq names its product MMS22 like, DNA repair protein (gene MMS22L). The transcript is spliced from 25 exons. Gene Ontology annotation, cellular component: nuclear replication fork. The record is from RefSeq and is a predicted model, not a curated record. Gene Ontology annotation, biological process: replication fork processing; double-strand break repair via homologous recombination. Bases 196 to 3918 code for a protein of 1240 amino acids. Lineage: Eukaryota; Metazoa; Chordata; Mammalia; Primates; Lorisidae.